Plasmodium gaboni is the source of this 5823-nucleotide messenger RNA. RefSeq lists its product as hypothetical. Gene Ontology annotation, molecular function: GTP binding. Lineage: Eukaryota; Apicomplexa; Aconoidasida; Haemosporida; Plasmodiidae. The coding region runs from base 1 to 5823 and encodes 1940 amino acids. Gene Ontology annotation, cellular component: mitochondrion. The transcript has a single exon. The record is from RefSeq and is a predicted model, not a curated record.
AUGUUUAUGAAACUGAUAUAUGCUUGGUCCAUAUACAUUUUGAUAUACACUAAAUGUAACUCUUAUAUUCUGAGAAAAAAAUAUUUGGAUAAUUUAUUUUUUGUCAAUUAUGACAGAGUUCCUUUUUACGAUUAUAAUAAGAGGUGUAUUGUAUAUGACAAAGCUAAUAAGGGAUUGAGAUUAAAAAAGCAGAGAAUAUAUAAAAAAGAAGAAAAUGAUGAAAGAGAGAAAUUAAAGAAUAAUAGAUUUACAAGGUGUUAUCUGUUAAAGAACAUUGAAUUUAGACAAUAUGAUAAAAAAUUAAAGAAGAGAAGAAAAGAUAAAGAAGGAAAUCUUUAUAGUAGUAAGUUUGAUAAGAUAUUUAAAGAAUCAUUUAAUGAAGAUGAUAAAUUAAAAAAAAGUGAAUUAAUAUCUAUCUUAGCUUGUAUAUGUACAAAUAUUGUAAUUGAAUUUUUAAAAUUAAAAGAAGAAAAGAAAACUGAUGAUUUUACAUAUACUUUUGAUUAUAGUGUUAUGAAUGUAUUAAAGAUGGUAAAUUUUGAAUAUGAUGUAAAUGAAGAAUUAAAAAAACAAAAAAAGAAAAAAAAAAUGAAUAAAACAUAUACAUCAUUAUAUGGAGAUAAUAAAAAAAGUGAUAAUUAUAAUGACAAUAUAAAUAUCUUAAAAAAAAAUGAGGAUCCAACAAUUAAUAAUUCUUUAUUUGAUAAAGAAAGAUUUUCUGAAAAUGAUAAAAUAGAAAUGUUUGAAGAAACAAAAGAAAUAAAUAUUGAUAUUAAUAAUAAAAACACAAAAGAAGAAAAUGAAUUAUUAGAUAUGUAUAUUCAAAAACUAGAAUUUAAUACUCUCGAAAUGAAUGAUAUUAAAACGUAUAUUGAUUUAUUUUUUGGAAAAAAUACAUAUGAAAAAGUGUUUGUAAAAAAUAAUAUAAAUAUUAAUAAAAUAUUUGAUGUGUUGCAUACAGCCUUAUUUGAUAAGACACAAGAAAGAGAAAAUGUCAUGCAACUACAACAGUUUGUUGAUGAUCAAGAAAAGAAAUUAAAUGAAAAAAAAAUUAAUGUUAGAAAUGUUAAUACAUUUAAUGAUUAUUUGGAUAAAUAUGUGUCAUUAGAAGAGGAGAAAAAUAUAAAUGAUCUUGAUAAUAUUUUGUAUGAUGAUGAAAAGUAUGAGAAGGAAGAUAUGACAAGUGAAAAAAAAGGUAUGCAAAAAAAAAAAAAAAAGAAGGAAACAAAAGCAUUAGAUAGGGUCAACAUGGAUACUGACAAUAAUGAUAAUGAUGAUAUGGAUAAUGAUAAUGAUAAUGAUGAUAUUGAUAAUAAUGAUAAUGAUGAUAUUGACAAUAAUGAUAAUGAUGAUAUUGAUAAUGAUGAUAUUGAUAAUGAUGAUAUUGAUAAUGAUGAUAUUGAUAAUAAUGAUAUUGAUAAUGAUGAUAAUAAUAAUAACAAUAGUGGUGGUAAUAAUAAUAACAAUAGUGGUGGUAAUGAUUAUAAUUAUGAUAAUAAUGAAGACAACAACAAUAAUAAUAAUAAUAGUCAUAGUAAUAAACAUGAUAAUUAUUCCAAUGAUCAUUCUAUUAAUCAACAUAAUGAGGAUAAUCACAAUACUAAUAAUCAUCAUAUGAAUCAAAAGACACAACAUAAUAAUUAUGACAAUCAAGAUAACAAAUAUAUUAAUAAUAUUAAUGUGGACAAUAAUGAAGAAGAAAAUAAUAUUUUUGAAAGAAUUCCUCAUGAGGAAAAUAGAAACUUUUCAAACAAUAAUGAAGAUGAAAAAAAAGAUAAUGAACAAGAAAAGAAAUUUUUAAGUGGCCUUUCGUAUGCUCUAAUUAAAGGUUGCAAUAUGCAAAUGGAAAAUAAUGAAGAAGAAAUGAAUGAAGAAAAAAUCAGUGAAGAAGAAAUGAAUGAAGAAAAAAUCAGUGAAGAAAAAAUUAGUGAAGAAAAUAUUAGUGAAGAAAAUAUUAGUGAAGAAGAAAUUGACAGCAGUUCUACCACUUAUGAUGAUAACAAAAUUGAAUUUUGUCAUAAUAACAAAAAUAAUAUUAUAUUAUUAAAUUUUGUUUAUAAUAAUAAAUACAAUAUAGAAUUUCGUUCAGAUAUUGGAGUUGUAGCAUAUGAUAUAUUGAAGAAUGAAUUUGUAGAGGAUAAUAUUGAAGAAUGUCUUAUUAAAUAUAUUAAGUUAAAUAAUAUAUUUGAUAAAGAUAUUAUUAGUAUAUUUGAAAAUAUUAUAAAAAAUCUUAAUUUAAAUGUAAUAUGUUCUUAUCCAUAUAAAAAACGAUUUUAUCAAAAACAAAAAUUAAUUAAAGAUAUUAAUAACAAAAUAAAUUUGAAUAAUUUGAAUGAUAAAAUGUUAAAAAUGUUAUUAUAUAUUUAUUUUAUCAUAUGGGGAGAUGACUUGCAUUUUUAUGAAUUAAAAAAGGUUCAUAUAGAACAUAUAAUAACAAAAGAGGAUAUAAAUAAAUCAAUAAAUAUAAAUAAUAAUGUACAUAAUAAAAAUGAAAAUAUAUCAUCAUGUGCACAUAAUUUUUUUGUAAAUUAUAAGUAUAAUGAUAAUGACGAUAUAUUAAUCGAUAGUGAUACAUAUAAUAAUAAUACUUUAUCAAACAAUAAAAAUAAUUUAUUUGAUUCUUCAUUUUUUGAGAAUGAUUAUAUAUCAUUAAAUUUAAAAAUAUUUAUUAAUAAUAAAAAACAAAUAAAUAAUUUUGAUGAAUUAAAAAAUGUUUUUAAAUCAUAUAAAUGUAAUCUUAGUAAAUAUAUACAAAACUUUUUAAAUAAUAUAAAUGAAAAAGACCUUAAUUUUGUAACUCCAGAAUAUUUUAUAAAAAAUUAUACAUAUGAUGCAAAAGAUGAUUUUAUAAAUAUAACAGAAAUUUUAUAUAAAUGUAAACUACAAAGUAGAUAUAUUUCUUUAUUUCAAGAACAAUCUAAUAAUAAUGAAAUAAAUAAAAAGAGAGAUUUAAAAUUAUAUUAUUCCUGUCCAACAUUUGCUCGUAUGGUUAAUAGAAAAAUGAAUAUAUUAAAAAAUAAAUAUAUGUUUAUAAAGAAUUUUAAAUAUAAUAUUUUUAAAAUAAACAACAAUAAUAAUAUAAAUGAUUAUAAUUGUAACUAUUCAGAGACCCUUAUGAAAAGACGUUCAUUUUUUUUAUGUGCUAAAAAAAAAAAAUAUGAAACCCAAAAUAAAAAGGAACAAUCAAAAUAUUAUCAAACCAAUCAUGCAAAUAAUAAUAUAGCUACUUGUGAUUUUCUAUCAAAUGAUCUAUUUGAAGAAGAAAUAGAAAAAUUUGAACACAUAGAUAAUAUAUUAGGACAUCAAACUUAUGAUAAUUUUAAUGAGGAAGAAAUAGAAAACACAGAUAACAAGAAAGAUUUUUCAAAUAAAAGUAAUGAUGAUAAGAGUAAAAUAUCUAAUCCAAAUGAUCAGGGUCAUAAUAACAAUUUAACUUGUGAAAGAAUAAAAAGUAGCAAUAAUCCUUAUAUGCAAAAAAUGUUCGAGAAACAAAAGUAUAUGAAUAAUAUUUUAAGCUUGGCAAAUAUGAAUAAUGAUAUCAAAGAAAAUAUUAAUGUAUUAAGUUAUGAAGAUGCUUAUAGUAAUAUACAAAAUGAGUUGAAAAAUAAAUCCAAUGAUAAAAAAAAAAAGAAACAAAAUAAUAAUAAUAAUAAUGAUAAUAAUAAUGAUAAUAAUAAUGAUAAUAGUAGUAGUAAUAAUAUGGAUGAACAAAAUAAUGUUAUUGAACCAUUUGAUGAGGAUAAAAUUGAAAAAGAAUUAAUAUCGUUAUUACAAAAUAAAGAUAAUUAUGAUUUAUUAAAAGACAAUGAAGAAAAAAAAAAUAAGGAAUUAGAAAAGUUAAAUAAUGAAAAAGAAAAGAUUAAUACAUUUUUUAAAAAUAUGAAUGUUGAAAUAAAAUUAAACAAAAAUGUUUGUGUAGGGUGUGGUGCUAUAUUUCAAUCUAAGGAUAUGAAUAAAUUUGGAUUUUUAAAAAAUGAUAUAUAUGAAAAAAUCAUAAAUAAAGAUGAGGAUUUAGAUAAGAAAAAUAUAUUAAAUGAAAUUUAUGAAGAAAAUAAAACAGAUGAUAAUAUAUCAGAUAUGAAUAUAAGAUAUAAAAAUGAUUCUAUAAAUGAAUUAUAUGAAUUAAAAGAAAUGAAUAUUAAAAAAAAGUCUGAAUCUGAUAAUGAGAACAUACACUAUGAUGGAGAUCAAAAUGAAAAUGAUAAUAAUAAUAUUGAUAAGGAUUUUUUAAAAAUGAAAAAUAAUAAUAAUAAUAUAAAUAAUAAUAAUAUUGAUGAAUAUAUUGUUGAUGAAAAACAAUAUACAUGUAAAAGGUGCUUUGAUUUAAAAUAUAAAAAUAAAAUAAAUAAUAAUUUAAUUAUUAAUUAUACUAAUAAUAAUGAAAUAAAUGUAAAUGAUUUUGAAAAGUAUGUUAUAAAUAUAUUUAAAAAAAAAUGUUUUAUUAUAUAUAUUGUAGAUGUGUUAGAUUUAUAUGUUUAUUCAAAUUUGAAAAAAUUAUUUAAUCUUUAUAAGAAGUUACAUAAUGAUAAAAGUAAAUUGGAAGGUUUUUAUUUUUGUGUAAAUAAAAUUGAUUUGUUAUCAAAUUAUAAAGAAUUUACAGUUAAGAAUUAUAUUUACAAUUUCUUAAAAAGUAAUAAAAUAAAUGUAUUAUUUAAAAAUAUUUUCCUUGUAAGUGCAAAAACGGGAUAUAAUGUUAAAAAAUUAAUUUAUACUGUCUUUAUAAGAAGCAAAAAUAUACUUCGAAAUACUAAACAAAAAAAGAAACAAAAUUUGGAUGACGAAGAAGAUGAAGAUGAUGAUGAUAAAGAUAUGGAUUCAUUACAGUGUGGAAAAUAUAAAAAAGAAAAAAAAAAAAAAAAAAGUAAAACAUUUCUUUUUGAAAAUUUGUUAAAUAUUGAUUCUAAUAAUGAUGAUACAAAUAGUGAUAAUAAAAAAUGUGAUGAUAAAAAUAAUAAAAUAGAUAGUCUUAAUGAUAAUGAUUUAAUGAAAUAUAAUAAAGAGCUAUUCUCGAAUGAUAAUAAAAAUAAUUUUUCAAAUGAACAACUGGAUGAAAAUUAUUAUAAUGAUAAUGAUUCGAAUAAAUAUUAUUCCAAAAAUGUAAAUAUUUAUAUUGUUGGAAAUGCAAAUAGUGGUAAAUCCUCAUUAAUAAAUUAUUUACUUAAAAACAUUAAGAAUAAAGAAAAGAAAAAUUUUUUAAUUAGUCAUAGUAUAAUACCAGGUACCACCUUAAAAAAUAUUAAAAUAAAAUUAAACAAAAAUAUAACAAUUAAUGAUACACCAGGAAUAAUAUCUAAUAAUUCACUCUUAUCAUAUUUAAAUUUUGAAGAACUAAAAUAUGUUGUAUGUAAUAAAUUAAAAAAUAAAAUAACAUCUAUAUAUAUCAAUCAAAAUGAUUAUAUUUUUAUUGGAGGUCUUCUAUUUAUUCAUAUAUUAAAUAUUAAAAAAUAUUAUUCAAUUAUGUCUUUUUUCUUAUCUGAAAAACUACCAAUAAUUAAAAGAAAAAAUUUCUCAAAAGAUCCAUAUGUAUUUAUCAAAGAAAAAAUAAAAACUGGAUUUCUUUAUCCACCUUUUACAGAACAAAGAUUUGAUGAAAUUAAUAACUUUAAAAAAUAUUAUUUUAAUAUAAAUAAUCAAGCAACAGAUAUUAAAAAUAGUUGUUAUGAUAUACAUAUUCAAGGAAUGGGAUAUAUUACUUUUUAUGCUUUUGAAAAUAUCGAAUUCAAUUUGUAUACUUUAAAAAAUGUGGAUGUUAUGUCAAGACCCUCUAUAAUGCCUUAUCAUAAAAAAUUUGGUAAAUUAAAUUUUACAAAAAAGUUGAAAUGA